Messenger RNA from Antrostomus carolinensis (chuck-will's-widow), 1095 nucleotides. RefSeq names its product fetuin B (gene FETUB). Gene Ontology annotation, biological process: binding of sperm to zona pellucida; negative regulation of endopeptidase activity. Gene Ontology annotation, cellular component: extracellular region. The record is from RefSeq and is a predicted model, not a curated record. The coding region runs from base 1 to 1095 and encodes 364 amino acids. Gene Ontology annotation, molecular function: metalloendopeptidase inhibitor activity; cysteine-type endopeptidase inhibitor activity. The transcript has 7 exons. Lineage: Eukaryota; Metazoa; Chordata; Aves; Caprimulgiformes; Caprimulgidae.
AUGACCAAGCGUGUUCUAACAGGGCCUGAAUCUCACCUGAUUUAUCACUGUGGAGAAUUUAUCCCAAAGAACGUUCAGUUUCCAGAAUAUCGAUGUGUCCCACCUGAGAUCACUGGUUCUGUCUUCUAUCUCAUCUUGGAUGUAGUAGAUACUGAAUGCCACGUACUCAGCAGAAAGUUGUGGAAGAACUGUACGGCCAGAUUUCCUCAUGCAACUGUUUAUGGUCAAUGCAAAGCAAUUAUCUACAUUAAUCAGGCAAGAAAUAUUGCUCAUCUGAAUACUUAUGAGUGCAUUUUACAACCAGUUCCACCCAGACAUAUUUCGACAGUAUGUCCUGACUGCCCAGUUGAUGACAGUCCAACUAAGCCCAAAUAUUUGGAGACUGCCGUUCAAACCCUUGCCAAGUUCAAUGAAAAGAGUGAACAAACUCAUUAUUUCUCUGUCCUCAAUGUCACAAAAGCUUCAAUGCAGUGGGUUGUUGGUCCUGCGUAUUUUGUGGAGUUUUUAAUUCAGGAGACAUCUUGCUCCAAAAAUGACACGAUUGCUGACAUCUCCAAGUGCAAGCCACUUUCUUCAGAACUAGCUCAAAUAGGUUUCUGCAAAGGCUCUGUAGUAAACAGUCACUUCAAACAUGAACAGUUUGUCACAAUAUCCUGUGAAAUCUACAGUCUACAGGAUCCUGCCGCUGAAGAGGAGAAACAGCAAGCUAAUCAGACACCUGGAAAAUCCGGCCAGAAUCAUCAACAAGCUUUCCCUUCAGAAACCAGUCCUUUCUCCCCACACCUAGAAAAAACAGUGGGCUGGGUUAAAAUUCUGCCCCCUUCAACUGAGGAUGUCUCUUUCCAAAACGAACCAGAAAGUCAAAAUGAACAUAAAGAUGGAAAGCCAUUUCCACCUGAGGCUGUAGGAUCUACACCCAGCCUUGAUGGAGAAAAGACUCAGGUAGACAAACCAGACUUGACCAAACCAGUCUCUGGACCAGUUAUUCUCCCUUUUCCUGAGGAACUUUCUCUAUCAGACUCAUGCCCAGGAGAAGCAAAAAAGAUAGAUUCCAUUCUCCAGCCUUUGCUGCCUAAAAAGCUUACCAAAGCCUAG